Messenger RNA from Pestalotiopsis fici W106-1, 369 nucleotides. RefSeq lists its product as uncharacterized. The transcript has a single exon. Bases 1 to 369 code for a protein of 122 amino acids. Gene Ontology annotation, cellular component: small ribosomal subunit; mitochondrion; ribosome. The record is from RefSeq and is a predicted model, not a curated record. Lineage: Eukaryota; Fungi; Ascomycota; Sordariomycetes; Amphisphaeriales; Sporocadaceae. Gene Ontology annotation, biological process: translation. Gene Ontology annotation, molecular function: structural constituent of ribosome; RNA binding.
AUGGGCGUAAGCUUCCAUCCGCGGAAGCUGGUGAAGAAGACCCUCGAAUCCUUCUACGGCCUGGGUCCGCAAACCUCGGCGCGCAUCAUGGCCAAGUACUGCAUUCACCCGCUGGCCCGACUCGAGACACUACCGGCAAAGGUGCAGACGUCGCUCACGGCGGAAUUAUCCACAAUGACCAUCGACAAUGACGCCAAGAGAUUAGUACAGGACAACAUCAGGAGGUUGCGAGACAUGGGCACAUACAGAGGAAGAAGACACGCCAUGGGUCUGCCCGUGCGCGGCCAGCAGACCAGGAACCAGAUCGCAACAGCAAGAAAACUCAAUGUGCUGGAGAGAGGUGGAGGCGACCGACCAAUGGGCUCAUAA